UAUAGUAUGGGUUUAGAUUUAGAUAACAUGUUCGGAAUACAAGGUUGAAUUACUCCAUAUUAUCUAUUAUAUAUAUGUCUGAAAAUCCCGCACUGCAAUGUGCGCUUUCGGCGUCUGGCGGCAGCACAGUAAGUACACCGACUUUGUUGACGGGGCAAAAGAUUCCGGAGGAUGGGGAAGACGAAAUAAUUGUCGAAUCUAUUGCUGGAUCAACCAGGUCACUUAAUUCCGAGGGAACGCCGUCGCCAAGGUAUGCGAGCUUUAUUGUGAAACACCCAUACAUUCUUCUUAUCUUGACCACAGUUCUGGUGACACUGUCUGGAUGCUUCAGUCUUAUUCCACAGCUUGGAGCACAGUCACUACCAGACUUCACGGAUCCCAUCAAGGGUUUCGAAGCACGAGGUACAACAAUCAGCGAUCGUUGGAGAAGUCAAUUCAAUUUGUUAUAUGAUGAGUAUAAAGGCAAGAUCUCGAGAGUUCCUCCUAGAUGUCAGAAAAAAAAGCCAACAAAUGGACACAAGAUUAAAGACAAUAGAGAAGAUAAUCCUGCGAUAUGUUAUUCAUUCAGCCAUUAUCAACUCACAACUAAACUUGCGUUCACCACUAAGAAUGGGCAGAACUUAAUGACAGCGGAAAACCUGAAGUCCAUUUGCCGUUUAGAAGACAAAAUUAUCCGCAAAUUUUAUGGCUUUGACGACCAUUGUCACAAAGCCAAUGGCACCAAAAACUGCUGUCCAAGUUGGUCUGUGGGGUAUUUUAUCGCACUUUUAAAUGGGGACGCCUCGUGUUUAAGUAUAGACGAAACUAAAGUGAAAACAACUGGUAGAUUGUUGAAGAUGUGCUCCGAAUUUUAUCACAACGAAACGUUAAAAUCUGACUGUUGGGAUUUUAUGAAGAAUCAAAAAAGAUCAGGAAGAUGCAAUCACGUUCCGAAUGAUUGCACGACGUUCAAUGCUGUUUACAAUAUACUUCAUUAUCUAACAGAUAAGAAUUUCUUGUCUAGUGGUAAUAACGUAUUUCUUCGCUACAGUCUUGUGCUCGUGCCUGUUAAGGAAAACAAAGACUUCCAAGUGAACAUUUACAAAUCUCGUCUAAAAGAUGGUGUCUUUAACGAUGGUAAUGUUGAAGUAACCGGAUAUGACAUGAGUCAACUAAAGUUUGAGAUAUUCAAUGAACGUAUGUUAUUUGACCUAUAUCUCGCUGCCAUUGCAAUGCUUUUUGUAAUGAUCAUUCUUUGGCUGUACACUCGUUCCUUUCUUCUCACGACUUUGGUUGGACUUAUUGUUGUGUCAAGUUUGGUCAUUGCAUACUUCUUGUAUACUAAAGUGUUUCAUAUGGAGUUUUUCCCAUUUCUAAACAUUGUAACUUCCGUAAUCUUAGUCGGUAUCGCGGCAGACGAUGCCUUUGUUUACAUAGAUAUUUGGAACCAGUCCAUUCGUGAACAUAGAGAACACGGACCACCUCCAUCGAAUGAAGAACAGCGUGAAAAGGAAUUAAUAUGGGUUACAAACACCACAAUGAAACACGCAUCCUUGUCAAUGUUUGUUACGAGUUUUACAACAUCCUCGGCAUUUUUUGCCAGUCUAACUUCAGAGAUUACAUCCAUUCGCUUGUUUGGCCUAUAUUCCGGUCUUUCCAUUCUAUGUAUGUUUCUUCUUAUGGUCACAUGGUUUCCUGCUGCUGUUAUAAUUGAACAAACGGUUUUGGCACGCUUCAGUUGCUGUUCGAUAUUCUGUGAAAAAUUACAAGACACUCGAACUUGCCGAAUAAGGACAGUUGUUGGGAAAUUAGUUGAAUGGCAUGCGAAAUUUUUUAUCGAUUUUCUACCUCAUAUUGUUAUAAAAUUAAGAUUUCUAUCAUUAUUGUUUUUGGUCCUUCUUGCUGCUGGGGGUAUAUUUGUUUCGACCGUUAAACCAGGACUACAAUUACCUUCGUCUCAGGACUUUCAAAUGUUCCACGAAUCACAUGAUCUUGAGAAAUACUCAUUGAAGCUAAAGAAAUACUUUUAUUUCGAGACAACGAAAAAGUCGAGUUUUCCGAUCAACUUAAUCUGGGGUAUUAAAGCCACUGAUACAGGAGACUACUUUAAUCCAUACGACAUGGGAAGCCUUAAGUGGGAUGAUAACUUUGACAUUACCAGUAAAGAGAGUCAGCGAUGGAUCGUUAGCUUUUUACCCCGAUUGAAAAAUAGAACAUUUUUUGCUAAAGAUCAAGAUAUGGACUUCAUGGAAGAAUUUCUCGUUUAUAUGAGCAGGAAUUGUACGAGAAACAAUAAAAUAUGUUGUAAAGCUUCAACCUUCCCAUACGAUUCAAAUAUAUUUUCUGAAUGCAUUCAACUAAUGCAAUGCCAAAAACUGAAGGAAAUUCAGUUAGGCAAUCAACCUAUAACAGAUGGUGGUCCGCUCUUUGAUGCCAAAAGUCGGUUACGAGCCAUGGUAAUGAAGUUCGACAGCACGGUGCCAUUCACGUGGUCAUAUGACCCAGUGGACAGAUUUUGGACCGAAACAGAGAAAUGGGCUGUCGAAGAAUUUAACAAAGCGCCUGCGUCCGUAAAUGGGUGGUUUAUUAGCGAGUUACAAUUUUAUGAUUUACAGAGAAGUUUAUCCAAAGGAACAUUGUUGUCCAUGAGUAUUUCUCUUGCGAUUGCUUUUGUUGUGAUGAUGCUGACAACAGGAAAUAUUUAUAUCAGCCUGACUGCAAUUAUUACCAUUGCUGGAGCCUUGGUUGUUACUGUUGGGACGAUAGUGCUCAUGGGAUGGAAGCUGAAUAUUUUAGAAUCUAUUACAUUGUCAAUAUCUGUGGGUUUAUCGGUCGACUUUACACUACAUUAUGGAGUUGCAUACGUGUUGGCAGCGGACAGAACUAACAGAAAGUUAAGAGUGUCCUUUUCCAUGACAUGUAUGAGUUCGGCUAUAAGUAUGGCAGCAUUUACUACCUUUAUUGCAGGCGCCAUCGCUUCACAGUCCAGAGUGUUAUCUUACAUUCAGAUGGGCCAGUUUCUGAUGAUAAUCAUGUCCGUAAGUUGGGUAUAUGCAACUUUCUUUUUUCAAGCGUUAUGCAGUAUCAUCGGACCAGAGAACAACUCUGGUCAAAUAACACUGGCCAUGUUAAAAGCAGGAUUUCUGAGGCUCAAAGCACGCAUGUGUGCAACAGAAGAAAACGACACAAAUAACAAAAAGUCUGUUAGGAUUUUAUACUUAAAAAGAAGAAUUGGAUCGGUAAACGAGUAGAAGUUCAGGACACAUCUUUGCGCUUCGUAUAUAUAAUUGGUUGAUAUUGGUUGGCUGAUAAACAACGUGUAUAGUAUGAAAAAAAUUUGAUUCAUAUAAAUUAUUUUAUUUCGCAGUUUCAUUCUUGAAAUUGUUAAAUGAUCUACGACAUGAUCUUUGGCAUGCUCCACCCACGGCUUGCCGCGUGGUGACCUGGUCACUAGGAGAGAAAGAAAUUGCAAUGACACAUAAAGAUUAUAUCUUCUUUUUGCAGUGAACUAUAAAUGAUAG
This is a messenger RNA of Dendronephthya gigantea, 3500 nucleotides long. RefSeq names its product protein dispatched homolog 1-like. The record is from RefSeq and is a predicted model, not a curated record. The transcript is spliced from 4 exons. Gene Ontology annotation, cellular component: membrane. The coding region runs from base 75 to 3230 and encodes 1051 amino acids. NCBI's taxonomy places the organism in Eukaryota, Metazoa, Cnidaria, Anthozoa, Malacalcyonacea, Nephtheidae.